AUGGCUGUCGCUGCCGCUCGUCGCCGCCUGUGGUGCGGGAUGCGAACUGCAGCCGCCACCAUCGCGUCAGGCGAGGAGCUGUACGCGUCCCUGCUCUCGCGCCUGGUGGCGGAGCCGGAGUGCCGCGUGAAGGCCACCAUGGAGGAGGCGACCUCCUCGGUCCCGCACCACGACGACGCCUUCUGGGAGCCCCUUGCCGCGGCCCUCCUCCGCGCGUCCUACCCAGCCAAGGCGCACCUCGUGAGCUCCUCAUACCCUGUAUUUCCAGUUCCAAUCCAACUGUGA
Triticum dicoccoides is the source of this 285-nucleotide messenger RNA. RefSeq lists its product as uncharacterized. Lineage: Eukaryota; Viridiplantae; Streptophyta; Magnoliopsida; Poales; Poaceae. The transcript has a single exon. The record is from RefSeq and is a predicted model, not a curated record. Bases 1 to 285 code for a protein of 94 amino acids.